CAACCCUUCGACUUCGACUAAUUUUUUGAAUAGUGGAAUCAAUUUCGAUUUUGAUAAAUUUUGUCGAUAGAUAAGAGACAUUUCUUUAUGAUUCUGCUUGUAUCUAGAUACGUCGAUUACAAAUAUAGUGGUAGUUCACUUAUCUGUAAUUGGUAAACCAAUUCAACAAGUUGAUGACCAAUAUUUCAGACAUUAAAUAAAAUGGUUUUGUGCCCUACAGAACAUGGAUUACAAGCUGAUGUUAUUUUCAUUAUAGAAGGGACAGCAGUAAAUGGAGCAUAUAUAAACGACAUCAAGACAAAUUAUAUUAUACCCUCAUUAGAGUAUUUCAGUCAAGGAAACAUUGAUGACACUAAUUAUGUUUCUGAAAAUGCAAAUACAAUAUACGGCAUUGUAGUUUAUCAUGCUGUGGAUUGUUUGCCACGUCUCUGUAGUGACACUUUUGGUCCAUUUUCAACCCCCACAAAAUUGUUAAAUGCUAUCGAUAAAUUAGAUCUUAUAGGUGGAAAAGGUGAAUCUCAUUCUAAUAUUGUGGAAGGACUAGCGACUGCUUUGCAUUGCUUUGAAGAACUGCAACAGAAAAGAGACCCUUCUGCUACAGUGCAAAAACACUGCAUUCUAAUAUGCAAUUCUCCACCAUAUCUUCUUCCUGUGUUGGAGUCCCAUGUUUAUUCGGGAAAAACGGCUGAGCAGUUAGCAGCAAUUUUGCAAGAAAAAAAUGUUAAUCUGUCUGUGAUAUCUCCCAGAAAAAUUCCAUCUCUGUAUAAGCUAUUCGAAAAAGCAGGUGGAGACUUAACAUCUUCACAAACUAAGAAUUAUGCUAAAGACCCUAGGCAUUUAGUUUUACUUAAGGGUUUUAGUCUGAAAGAAAGACCCAUCAGCCCGCCAGCAGGCAACGUUACCCCAAGUCAAACCCAAAUUCAAAAUGCAGGUAUUCCGAUAACGUCUCUCCCUAGUCCGUUGCAGGGAAGCGACAGCCCAAUACCCGGAACCAGUCAGCCCAAUACAAACUUACUUGUGAGCAAUAGCAAUGCGGGUGUGGCAGCGGGCGUAGGACAGAACACUGUAUAUAGACCAACAGCAGCGCAAGGAAUGAAUCAACCUCUCGUACCUAAUCAAAAAGUAAAUGUAGCUGCAGGAAGAAUGAUGGGAACCAAUCAGAUGCCCCUUAUGCAGGUGCCAGCUCCUCCUGGUUAUCACGCUACAGGUCAUGUAACCCGGACUUCUCCUCAUUGGACGAUGCCCCCACCCUCGCAGCAGCCAAGACCAUACUUGCAGCAACCAAAUCAACAAGUGAAUACUACACAAAGCAGUGCCCUUAUUGCUCAGCUUACCCAACCACCAUCGUCUAUAUCAGGCACAGGAGUCAAUCAAUUUGGACAAAUGUCGGCCAGUUCGCCAUUAAAUAAAAUGAAUAUGAACCAGCCAAAUGUACAAACUUCCAUGUCUCAGAACCAGCCAGGAAUAUCGACUUCUAUGGCGCAAGUGUCACAGGCCAACCAAGUAGCUACCUCACAAGCUCAGAAUCCACCGCAGGGGCAACCUCAACAAAUGGGUAACGUAAGGGAAAGACACACAAUUUGGCAAGGCUUGCUUGAAUGGAUUGAAAAACCGAAGAAUUCCGACCAGCAAAAAAUUACGAAACACGUUCCAUGUCAAGUGUCUGCCAAUUCUAAAGAUGGAGAGCCAGAACUGAAAGCAGAUGGCUGGCCUCAGAAACUUAUCAUGCAGCUAAUGCCUAAGCAACUGAUUGGGAAUAUCGGUGGUGCUUACUUAAAAAAUUCCAAGUCUGUAUUGUUUCAUCCACAGUCAUGCGAUGCACUAGAAUCACUGACUAGGGUCAUGAGUUCAGGAUUUGCAGGUUGUGUGCAUUUUACGAGUAUUCCUCCUUCAGCAUGCGAAAUUAAAGUGCUCAUACUGUUGUAUACUGCAGAUAAAAGAGCCUAUCUUGGAUUCAUACCAAAUGAUCAGGCUGCCUUUGUUGAUAGACUGAGAAAAGUGAUUCAACAACAGAAAUCAACUCAACAACAAAUGAGACAGGGCGGUCCUGGAGGCCCUUCCAUAAACCCUCAAGUAGGAACACCCCCACAAAUAGGAGGAGGUAGCCCGGCGACUUCACAAAAUACUCAGAAUUUGCUAAUAUCCCAGACAAACACGAUCGCUAUGGGUGGCGGACAAAUAACGCAGAACGUCAGCUCUGCUGGUCAGCCGGGACAGGGAAUGGGCGGCAUGAUAGGCCAAAGUGUCUCUCCUGGAGGUAUGAGGCCGAACAUCAGAAUGCAGGGCAUACAGCCCGGGGCGAACCAACCCAAUAUGCAGCCGGGUAUGAUGCAGACGCCCGUGCAAAGGGCUCCGUUUGAGAACCAAUUGGAAGUAGAAAGAAGACAGAACUUGGAAAAGAUAAACCAGUUGAAGCAGACAUUGGAGGCGGCGCAACAACAAGAGCAGCAAUACAAAAGCCAAUUGGAAAGGAUUAGUCACAUGAAAACUUCGCAAUUGCAGGAGGCGUUGCAACUUGCACAGCAAACUGAGAUGCAGUUCAAAAUACUUGAGAAUCAACGUCAACAAAUGGCAAAUCAAGGUAAUCCUCAAGCGGCAACGGCUCAGCAACAACAACGAUUAAUGAGACCUGUAAUGGCCAAUAAUCCAGGAUUGAGACAUUUACUUCAACAGCAACCUCAGUAUAGACAACAGCUUAUCAACAUGCAGCAAAUGGGCGGAAAUGGGCCAAGACCUCAAAUGGGUCAACAGAUGCCCAAUGCGGGCAACAACCAACAAAACACAUUUGACGAUUCCAGUUUUGACUUCGGCAUUAUGUAACGAUUUUUUAAUUAGAAUACAGUAGUGACAGCUGUUUAAUGCUAUACAGUGUGUAACGGUUUAUAGAUGUACAGGUUAUUAACUCGUGACCUAAUUAAAUUACGUAAUUUUUUUUUAAGAAAGGCGCGUUUUACGCAGCAGGCAUUACUAGCCUGCAGCAUUCAGGACACUUGACCCAUUGUGCAUGUCGCUAGUAGUAAGUUUAAUGCUGCAAACGAUAUACAUUCGGCCCAAUAAAUUGACUGUGACAGCUUUGCCAUGACCAACAUGUCAGUUUUUUUAUUGCCCAUUACAUCACUAUGAUUAAGAACCUAGAUCAGCUUCACACAAUUACCCCAUACAAGGCCAUGAUAUAUUAUAUGAGCGUAUGCGAGUUGAUCCUAUACAAAAACGCAUGUAAGGCUAUUAUCUAAAUAGCUACGCAUAUUUGAAUCUGCUAAUUAAGAUAUCAUUUCCUUCGAAUAUUUUCUUGUGUACAAGCAGACAUGAAUAAUUGCAUCCUGAAAGACUAUGGCAUAUUUUGCAAGAUAGAAUAAAUUCACCUCCACUACAGAUGCUGACCACUGAGCCCUCGUCUGAUUGAAGGUAUCAGUAAACCAAACGAGUCCUUUUUGAGACCUGAGUUUCAGGGUUAGCGAACUAGAUAUCUCUAUGUGGGACGGGACAUCUUGUUAUUAAUAUCUCCAAGACACUUAAGCCUUUUCUACUAGUUUUUUGAAGACCACCCUGUGACCCGCUACAAUUCUAAAUCCUAAGCCUGCUAUAAUUAUUUCUUUUUAGUCUGAAAACUUGUAUUAAUAAUUUUUAUACCCGAAAUCUAAUAACACUUCUACACCCCCUUAGCUUGACCUACAAUUAUUUUUUCAAUUAUUAAAUAUUAAUUUUUCUAAUUACAAAAUAUUCAUUUAUUUUCUAUUUAUAUUAAUGGCUUGUACACCUGUAAAUUGGAACACCAUGUAUAUAUGCUGAAUGUUGUAUAUCGUUAGUGUAAGCACUAAAUAUUUUAUAAGUGUAAGAUUUAUAUAAUUGUUUAUGUUUAUAAGUUUGGAUCUUUUCUGAGAUUGAAUAAAUUAGUAUCAUGAUAUAA
Molecule: messenger RNA, 3907 nt
Organism: Anoplophora glabripennis (Asian longhorned beetle)
Lineage: Eukaryota; Metazoa; Arthropoda; Insecta; Coleoptera; Cerambycidae
Product: mediator of RNA polymerase II transcription subunit 25
Exons: 14
Coding region: 202-2820 (872 amino acids)
Biological process (GO): positive regulation of transcription by RNA polymerase II
Cellular component (GO): mediator complex; transcription regulator complex
Source: RefSeq, a predicted model, not a curated record